ACCAAUCUCUUUACCAUCACCGCGGCGCCAGGUACUGAUAUCUGGCGCAAGCCUCCCACAACAGACGUCUUCAACGCUCCGGCCGUACGUCCACCAGGCGUAGCGCCGUCCGCAGGGCCUCUCCUCUCCUUCCUCUCCGCCCGUGUCUCGCUACGAUUCAACUGGCGCGACCAAUACGACCAGGGCGGUCUCCUGCUGAGCUUCAUCCGCCGCGAAUUCACCACCAUACCCACCUCCUCCUCUCCCCCUCCUCAAAAAUGGAUUAAGACGGGCAUCGAGUUCUACAACGGCAGCCCGCGCCUCUCCACCGUGGCAUGCGAUGCCUGGGCCGACUGGAGCGUGGCCGAGCUGCAAGCCCCUACGAGCAGCGCCGACGCUACUACUACUACUACAGACCGGUGGACGACGGUGGAGAUUGCGCGGGAGGAGGAUCAGCACGGGACGAGUCUGUGGGUGUACCAGGUGCUGGACAGCGGGGAGAAGGUGCCGCUGCGGGAGAUCUGCUGGGUGUUUGGGGAUCGGCCGGAAGAAUGGGAGGUUGAGGUGAAGGCUAUGGCGGCACGGCCAGGAAAGGGUGUUCCAGAAGGGGAAGGGCUGGUGGUGGAGUUUGGGGGUAUGGAGGUUAAAUGGUCGUGA
Molecule: messenger RNA, 636 nt
Organism: Canariomyces notabilis
Lineage: Eukaryota; Fungi; Ascomycota; Sordariomycetes; Sordariales; Chaetomiaceae
Exons: 3
Source: RefSeq, a predicted model, not a curated record